Bombus pyrosoma is the source of this 1012-nucleotide messenger RNA. RefSeq lists its product as uncharacterized. The transcript has a single exon. The annotation marks the transcript as partial. Gene Ontology annotation, molecular function: catalytic activity. NCBI's taxonomy places the organism in Eukaryota, Metazoa, Arthropoda, Insecta, Hymenoptera, Apidae. The record is from RefSeq and is a predicted model, not a curated record.
AGAGAGAGAAAUACAACAACAGAUAAGGAGGGAGGCAAGAGUAAGAAGGGAAAAAGGGGGAAACGUAAACAUAAGGAUAGGAUAUAGGAAAUUAAAAGUGGGAGACAGAUGGUACAAAUGGAACGAAAAGGAAGAGAGACUGUCGGAGGAAAGAAGGAGAGGGGAAGAAAAAUGAAAUGAGGAGAGAAAAUGGGGGGGAAAGGCAGGGGGAAAGGCAGGGGGAAUGAAAAUGUGUUUCUGGAACGUAGCAGGACUAGUAGGUAAAGACAAGGAGGUGUGGGAGUACAUAAAAGCAUUUGACGUAGUCGGACUCACAGAAACAUGGUUAGAGGAAAGCAAUUGGGAAAAAGUGAAAUACAGACUACCCAAGGAAUUCGAAUGGAAAUGCAGAGCGGCAAGGAGAAUAAGGAAGAAAGGAAGAGCAAAAGGGGGAAUAAUAACUGGUUUAAGAAAGGGACUGAAGGAACUGGAACACAAAGAAAUGAGCGAUAAUAUGGUGGAAAGGAAAAUAGCAUAUAAGGACAAGACAUUCAGGAUAAUAGUGGUAUAUAAUCAAGACACGAAAGGAACAUGGAAAGAGAUAGAGGAAAGAGUAGACGGGAGAGAAGAGGAAGUGAUGAUAGUCGGCGGGGACUGGAAUGCGAGAACGGGAGAAGAGGGAGGGCAGGUAAGCGAGGACAUAGGGAAGGAAAGAGGCAGGCGAUCAAAAGACAAGAAAAUAAACGCGGAGGGAAGAAUACUGCUUAGGUACCUAGAAGAGAGAGGCUGGACGAUAAUAAACGGCAGGGAUGAAGAGGGAGAGGAGUGGACAUAUAUCGGGGAGAGAGGAAACUCGGUGAUAGACUAUGUGAUCGGAAACCAGGAGGCGACAGAAGAAAUAACUAACAUGAAGGUAGGAAGAAGAACAGAGUCGGACCAUAUGCCACUGGAAGUAGAAAUAGAGGGGCCAGAACUACAAAAAACGGAAGAAAGAGAAGAAGAAGAGAAGGAGAGAAGGGAGUGGACAAGGGAA